AUGGGAACCACAAGUGAUGAGAUGGGGUCUGUGGAACAGACCUCGUCCUCCUCCUUCAAUCCUUUGUGUUUCGAAUGUGGCCAGCAGCACUGGACUCGGGAAAACCACCUGUACAAUUACCAGGAUGAAGUGGAUGACGACCUGGUCUGCCAUAUCUGCCUUCAGCCUCUGCUGCAGCCGCUGGACACCCCCUGUGGACAUACCUUCUGCUGCAAGUGCCUCAGAAACUUCCUACAGGAGAAGGAUUUCUGUCCGCUGGACCGGAAGAGACUCCACUUUAAGUCGUGUAAGAAGUCUAGCAUUCUGGUUCAUAAACUCCUGGACAAAUUGUUGGUUUCGUGUCCAUUUUCUUCAGUGUGCCAUGACGUGAUGCAGCGCUGUGACCUGGAAGGCCAUCUUAAGAACAGAUGCCCUGGAGCUUCUCAUCGGAGAGCUGCCCUAGAGAAACGGAAAACUAGUAAGACUCAGAUGGAGAUCGAGAAUGAAAAUGGAACCACUCUCAUAGACCUUCCAGCUGCUUUAUCACCCGAAACGGACUGCUCAGGGCGGACCCUGACGUCAGCGACCCUUCCCUCCUGGAUGGAGGAGCCCGGCCUGGACAACCCUGCCUUUGAGGAGAGCCCGGCUGGGGACACCACACCACAACCACUUAGCUUACCAGAAGGUGAAAUCACCACCAUCGAAAUCCACCGGUCUAAUCCAUUCAUUCGGCUAGGAAUUAGUAUUGUGGGUGGCAACGAAACGCCACUGAUUAACAUUGUCAUCCAGGAAGUCUACCGCGAUGGGGUGAUCGCCAAAGACGGACGCCUCCUUGCUGGAGACCAGAUUCUUCAGGUCAACAACUACAACAUCAGCAGCGUGUCACACAACUAUGCCCGGGCUGUGCUGUCACAGCCCUGCAGCACGCUGCAACUCACCGUGCUUCGAGAGAGGCGCUUCGGCAGCCGUGCGCAUGGCCACCCCGAGGGCGGCUCGCCCCGGGAGGAGGUCUUCCCGGUGGUGCUGCACAAGCGGGACUCUGCUGAGCAGCUAGGCAUCAAACUCGUGCGCAGAACCGAUGAACCGGGCGUCUUCAUCCUUGACCUGUUGGAAGGGGGGCUGGCGGCCCAGGACGGCCGGCUGAGCAGCAAUGACCGGGUGCUGGCCAUCAACGGCCACGACCUGAAGCACGGGACGCCUGAGCUGGCCGCCCAGAUCAUCCAGGCCAGCGGGGAGAGGGUGAGUUUAACAAUUGCCAGACCAGGGAAACCCCAGCCUGGAAGCACCGUCCGAGAGGCAGGAACUCAGAGCAGCAGCCAACACCACGCACAGACGCUACCUUACAACAGACCCAGCUCACAUAAGGAUCUUGCCCAGUGCGUUACAUGCCAAGAAAAACACAUCACUGUAAAGAAAGAGCCACAUGAGUCCCUUGGGAUGACAGUAGCUGGGGGCCGAGGAAGUAAGAGUGGGGAGCUGCCCAUCUUCGUGACCAGCGUGCCCCCUCAUGGCUGCCUCGCGCGUGACGGCAGAAUCAAGAGAGGUGACAUCUUGUUGAACAUCAAUGGCAUUGAUUUGACCAAUUUAAGCCACAGUGAGGCUGUGGCUAUGCUGAAGGCCAGUGCCACAUCCCCCACAGUGGCCCUGAAAGCGCUGGAGGUGCAGGUGGUGGAAGAGGCUGCCCAGGGCCCAGACGAGCCACCCAGCGCUGUCAGCGAGAAUGAGUACGACGCCAGCUGGUCCCCGUCGUGGGUCAUGUGGCUCGGGCUUCCCAGUGCCCUUCACAGCUGCCAUGACAUCGUCUUACGAAGAAGCUACUUGGGAAGCUGGGGCUUUAGUAUCGUCGGCGGAUACGAAGAGAACCACACCAAUCAGCCUUUCUUCAUCAAAACCAUCGUCCUGGGGACCCCUGCUUAUUACGACGGAAGAUUAAAAUGUGGAGACAUGAUCGUGGCUGUGAAUGGCCUGUCGACUGUGGGCAUGAGCCACUCGGCGCUGGUCCCCAUGCUGAAGGAGCAGAGAAACAAAGUCACGCUGACCGUCAUCUGUUGGCCUGGCAGCCUGGUGUAG
Rangifer tarandus platyrhynchus (Svalbard reindeer) is the source of this 2049-nucleotide messenger RNA. The record is from the annotation of a GenBank genome assembly. NCBI's taxonomy places the organism in Eukaryota, Metazoa, Chordata, Mammalia, Artiodactyla, Cervidae.